AUGCCUCCCAGGUUGAAGGUCUGGGCCGCGUGCCGGGCGUUAUCCAUACGGCCACGGCCUCUCAGUGCGCGGCCACCGCUGCGUUGCGCUGCAGUCCCCGUGCGAACCUUUGCCGAUUCUACAAACACCACUAACACCACUCCCGCCGUUCCCGCUUCUAAGCUUCCCGAAGGCUAUGAAGACCCGGAGCCGGAGAGCCAAGCGAAAAAAAACGAGUCCGAGCACGACGACAACGUGUUGCAGGCGCUGGACAAGCUCAAAAUGAUCUCGUACGGCCUCAAUCCCUUUGACCCCGCAGUCGAAGGCCACAAAUACGGAUUGCCACAGUUGCCGCUGCCGUCGCCGAUGCAUAUGAAGCACCGCUACGACGAUGUGGUUGUCCAGCUCACGAAGCUGAUUAUGCGGGACGGGAAGCUGAGCAAAGCACAAAGGGACAUGGCUAUGAUAUUAAACUACCUCCGAACCUCCCCCCCGCCGAAAAUAAACCCGUCCAAGCCUCUAAUGCCGGGCUCGCCCCCAGCCGCGCACCUCCCGCUUGACCCUAUCACCUACAUCACCAUCGCCAUCGACUCGGUGGCGCCUCUGGUUCGCGUACGGGCCUUGGCCGGCGCGGCCGGUGGUGGUAAAGCGCUCGAUAUCCCCGUCCCUCUAGCGGCGCGCCAGCGCCGGAGGAUGGCGUUCCAGUGGAUCCUGGAUGUAGUGGAGAAGAAGCCGUCCAAGGGGAGUGGACGCGGCAUGUUCCCAACGCGCGUGGCCGAGGAGAUCGUCGCUGUGGUCGAGGGCCGGUCCGGCGUCUGGGACAAGCGCUUUCUGCUUCACAAGCAGGCCACGUCCGCCAGAGCCAAUCUGAAUUAUAAAGCGCCGCCGAGGAGACAUUAG
This is a messenger RNA of Lasiosphaeria miniovina, 879 nucleotides long. RefSeq names its product ribosomal protein S7 domain-containing protein. NCBI's taxonomy places the organism in Eukaryota, Fungi, Ascomycota, Sordariomycetes, Sordariales, Lasiosphaeriaceae. The transcript is spliced from 3 exons. The coding region runs from base 1 to 879 and encodes 292 amino acids. The record is from RefSeq and is a predicted model, not a curated record.